UUUCUUUAGAAAUCACUCAAGGACAUAUUUUAACAGAGAACAUACUCUGCAUACUCCCACGAUGAGUGAGCAAGAGGUCGCUUUCUCAACUGUGAGAUUUCACAAGUCUUCAGGGAUGCAAAGCCAGGUGAGGCUUGAGGAGGCUAAGAGGCCUAGAAAAGCUGGCCCCAGAGUGUGUUUAGUCCCCUGGCAGCUGAUUGUUAUAUCUAUCGGAAUCCUCUGUUCCAUUCAGCUGGUAUUUGUUGCGGUGUUUGUGACAAACAUUUUUCAGUAUAGUCAACAAAAAUAUGAACUGCAGAAAACUCUAAACUGCCCCCAUAACUGUACCACCAUGCAAAGUGACAUCGACUUAAAGGAAGAAAUGAUGAGAAAUAAGUCUAUAGAGUGUGGUCCAGACAAUGAUCUUCUGGAAUCCCUCAACAGAGAACAGAAGAGAUGGUACAGCGAAACCAAGGCUGUUUUAGAUUCCUCACAGCACCCAGGCAGAGGUGUUGAAAUAUACUGGUUCUGCUAUGGUAGAAAAUGUUAUUAUUUCAUCAUGGACAGAAACACAUGGAGUGAAUGUAAACGGACCUGCCAGAAUUACAGCUUACUCCUUCUCAAGAUAGAUAAUGAGGAUGAAUUGAAAUUACUUCAGCUUCAGGUUAUUCCAGAAAGUUAUUGGAUUGGAUUGUCAUAUGAUAAGGAAGAAAAGGAAUGGGUCUGGAUUGACAAUGGCACAUCUAAUCUUGACUUGAAAAUAAAGAAAAUGAACUUUAAGCCUGGAAGAUGUGUAUUUUUAUCUAAAGCAAGACUAGAAGAUACUAACUGUAAAAAUUCCUACUUCUGUAUUUGUGGGAAGACACUGGAUAAAUUCCCUUAUUAA
Mastomys coucha (southern multimammate mouse) is the source of this 865-nucleotide messenger RNA. RefSeq names its product killer cell lectin-like receptor 5. The coding region runs from base 62 to 865 and encodes 267 amino acids. The transcript has 6 exons. The record is from RefSeq and is a predicted model, not a curated record. Lineage: Eukaryota; Metazoa; Chordata; Mammalia; Rodentia; Muridae.